UUUUGCACAGCCCAAUCCCAUUCUCCAUCCUUUUAAUCUUUACUUUUACAGUUUCACCCCCAUUUUUACUUCUCCUUCUUUCUUGCACCCUGAAGAACCAGAACCAGAGCAAAACCAAGUGAAUGAUCUCCAAUCUCAUCACCCUAAUCAAACACUGCAAAACCCCCAAGCAACUCCUCCAACUCCAUGCUCAUACCAUCACCAAUGCCACUCUCACUAUACCCCAUCACAAAAUCCUACCCAACCUCCUCCACAGCUUUAUCUCCCUAAUCAAACCCUCUUCCUCCGCACCUUCUACCACCACCUCACUCAGCUAUGCCGUCUCUCUCUUCAAUCUCAUCCCAAACCCAUCUACUUUCUGCUUCAACAACAUCAUCAGAGCUCACACCCUCCUCUCCUCUCCCCUCCCUGCCCUCCAUCUCUUCGCUUCCAUGCGCCUUUUUUCGCUCCCCCCAGACUUCCACACCUUCCCUUUCGCCCUCAAGGCCUGCGCCCAGCUUGGCUCUUCUUCAUUUUCAAUCACCCAGACCCUUCAUUCUCAAGCCCUCAAGUUCGGUUUCGCUUCCCACUCGUUUGUCACCAACACCCUCAUUCAUGUCUACUCAGCUUGCCAGCAUCUGGACCAUGCACGCAAGGUGUUCGACGAAAGUUCCCACAGGGAUUUGGUCUCGUAUAAUGCGAUGCUGGACGCAUUUGUUAAGGGAGGUGAGAUUUGUAGAGCGCGGCAAGUGUUUGAUGAGAUGGCAGACCGGGACUCUGUUUCGUGGGGGACUAUUUUAGCUGGGUAUGCACAGACGAAUCGGUGCGAGGAAGCGAUUGAGCUGUUUGGUGAGAUGAUUGAGUCGAACAUUAGGCCUGAUGAUAUCUGCUUGGUCUCUGCUCUCUCUGCUUGUUCUCAGCUGGGUGAUUUAGAACGAGGGAGAAGUAUCCAUGACUACAUCAAACGAAACAGGAUUAGACUGAGUUCAUUCUUUUUGACAGCAUUGGUGGACUUGUAUGCGAAAUGCGGGUGCAUCGAGACUGCCAUUAAGAUUUUCGAGUCGAGCUGUGAUAAGAAUGUGUUCACUUGGAAUGCCAUGCUUGUUGGGCUUGCAAUGCACGGCCACGCCCAUCUCUCACUGGAGUACUUCUCCAGAAUGAUAGAGGCUGGAAUUAAACCUGAUGGGGUUAGCUUAUUAGGGGUUUUAGUGGGUUGCAGCCAUGGAGGUAGAGUAGAUGAAGCCCGAAAGCUUUUCGAUGAAAUGGAAUUAGUUUAUGGGGUCCCCAGAGAGCUCAAGCAUUAUGGGUGCAUGGCUGAUCUGCUUGGUAGAGCUGGGUUGAUCAAGGAAGCAAUGGAGAUGAUAGAGAAGAUGCCAAUGGGGGGCGAUGUGUUUGUGUGGGGUGGUUUACUUGGAGGUUGCAAAAUACAUGGUGAUGUUGAGGGUGCCAAGAAAGCAGCAGAGCAUGUGAUGGAGUUGGACCCUGAAGAUGGUGGUGUGUAUUCAAUCUUGGCUAGCGUUUAUGCCAAUGCAGAGAAAUGGGAUGAUGUGGUAAAAACCAGAAAGUCCAUAAGUUCUAACAAGAGGGUCAAGAAGAACUCUGGUUGUAGUUUGAUUAGGUUGAAUGGAGUCACCCAUGAGUUUCUUGCAGGGGAUAGCUUCCAUCCUCGAACAGAAGCAAUCUAUUUGGUACUGGAUGGACUUUGGAAACAUCAAUUUGAAUCAUGCUAGA
Messenger RNA from Rosa rugosa (rugosa rose), 1710 nucleotides. Its product is annotated as pentatricopeptide repeat-containing protein At5g61800. Gene Ontology annotation, biological process: RNA modification. The transcript has a single exon. Bases 123 to 1709 code for a protein of 528 amino acids. The record is from RefSeq and is a predicted model, not a curated record. Gene Ontology annotation, molecular function: RNA binding; protein binding. NCBI's taxonomy places the organism in Eukaryota, Viridiplantae, Streptophyta, Magnoliopsida, Rosales, Rosaceae.